Messenger RNA from Closterium sp. Naga37s-1, 1649 nucleotides. The record is from the annotation of a GenBank genome assembly. NCBI's taxonomy places the organism in Eukaryota, Viridiplantae, Streptophyta, Zygnematophyceae, Desmidiales, Closteriaceae.
CGCUGCUCAAGUCGCAGGGCCUCAGAGGAGACGUGAAGGUGGACGAGCGGUCGGCUUGGCUCGCAAGAGUCCGCCCCCUCUCCGCCUCGCUCUGUGUGCCCUUGGUCUACCCGCGCCUCUUCGCCCUGCACCACCUUCUAAUGGAUGCUGCUAACCAGGAACAGCAGAAGCAGCAGAAUGGGACCGAGGAUGCACAGGAGCAGCAUGAGCACCUGCCCUCCGCUCUCCCCCUCUCCAGUGAAAAGCUCGAGCCGGAUGGAGUGUUUCUGGUGGAGAACGGGGAGGAGGCCGUGGUGUGGGUGGGCAGGGAGGCGGACAGCCAUCUGCUCUUUGACCUCUUUGGCCUGCGAUCCGUCGAUGAAAUCGCUCCCGGCCCGUUCCUGCUGCAAGAGUUUGACAACCCCGCAUCACGCAAGCUGAACGCCAUUGUGAACGAGAUUCGGCGCCAGCGGUGCUCUUACCUCAGCAUCUGCUGCCGACCGUGCGACGCGCUGCCGGUGCAGUAUCUGCGGCUCGGCUUUAUUCUCCCGAGUCCCGAAGUCAACAUCGGCAUCACGAAACGGCUGGCGGACGAAUGGAUGUCCGCUACAAGAGUGGCGCUGGACGUGCUCGGGCCCCGUUAUAACGCAACCUUCAACGUCAUGCCGGUGGUGGAGGUGGUACCGUGCAAUAGCGAGGAUGCGGCAGUGGCAGCAGAGCGUCUAGACCUGAUGAACGUGGUGGGGGUGGUGGGGCCGGCGUGCUCCGAGGCAGUGAGGGGAGCCAACUCCGUGCUACAGCCCAAAGGCAUUCCCUAUGUGUCUUUUGCUGCUACUGCUGAUGUGUUUAACACGCCUGAUUACAACACGUUCUUCAGAACAGUCUUCGCUGACAAGCACCAGGCAAGGGAAAUCGCGGCUUUGAUCAGAUUCUUCCAGUUCGACGAAGUCCAUCUGUUCUACUCCAACGAGAUCUACGGCUCAGAUCUCGCCGCCAAGAUCCGUGCUGAGCUGGACGGCUCGCUCAUCCCCGUCAGCACCAUCCCCGUCAGCUACCCCGUGGACGAGUUUGCGCCGCUCUUUGCUGACGUGGCGGUCGGGGAGCGGUCCAUUUGCGUGCUCGCCGCCCUGCCAGCUGUCGCGGAGGGGUUCUGGCGAGCGGCAGUGAGGGAGAACUUCACUCGCUACCCCUGGUGGUACCUGGGGACUGACGGCGUGGCAGCUCUUGACUUCGUUGACCAAUCUAGCGAGAGGCUCGGAGGUAUGGCCAGGUCUCUGCAAGGGGAGAUGGCGAUCGGUCCCAACAUGCCCUUUGAGAGUCCCAACCUGCGUCCAUUCACGGCCCACUGGAGGCAGCAGGCAGCAGACGACUACGUUGGGCUCAUUAAUGCACCGACCACACCAAAGUAUAACGAGACGCGCUUAUACGUGGCGCAUCUGAUCGACUCCAUCUGGGCCUUCUUCGAGGCGUUUCAGAACAUCAUAGCCGUCCAAAACCGGGCGGUAACCGCACAAGCCGUGCUCGAAUGCUUCCGAAACCAGCCGGCCGGCUGUGGGCGGUUUGAAGGAGCAUCGGGAACAGUGGCGUUCAAUACAGUCACGGGGGAGAGGUUGAAGCUAGAUGGGGUGCCUGCUUACAGCCUCUACAACCUGAUUGGCAAGACGUGGAAG